AUGUCGCUUGCCGCGCGGGUUGAAGAUGCCUCCGACUCCGAUCCGGACGAGAUGGAUCCGGCCGACUUCGACCCGCUACCCUCAAUCAUCUCGCCGGCGAACAUCCCCGUGUCGGCGCCCAGCGUCUCACAGCCCCGGCCGCCGGCGCAGGCGGACAUUCCCCGCCAUUUCCAAUGCGUGUAUCCCGUUUACUUCGACCAAACACGGUCGCGCGCCGAGGGAAGGAAGGUUGCCAAAAAGCUCGCAGUCGCCAACCCGCUGGCGCGCGACAUCCUCGACGCGGUGCAGAUGCUGGGGCUGGAGGUCGGGUUCGAGGCCGAUAAGCUGCAUCCCAAAGACUGGGCCAACCCUGGCCGGGUGCGUGUUUUGCUCAAGCGCGAGGACGGGGGCCUGGUGAACGAGAGCGUGAAGAACAAGCAUCAUCUCUACAUCUACAUUGCGCAGUACCUGCAGGCACACCCAACGACCGCGCAGUCGCCGUAUCGGCUGCGCAUCCGCGGCGUGCCGGUGCCCGACAAGCCGCUGCCGGCUCCGGCGGCGCCGCGAGGGUGGAAGAUGGGCACGAUCCUGCCGUUCCACUCGCCGGCAUACUCGGGCGGCGGCGUGACGGACAACCCGUUCAAAGAGGCGAUGAUGGAAAUGCAGGCGCAGCAGGGCCUGCCGACGGCGAGUGGCGGCGGGGAGGCGAAGAAGAACAAGAAGGAGAAGAAGAAGGGGCGGGCGUGA
Molecule: messenger RNA, 726 nt
Organism: Ophidiomyces ophidiicola
Lineage: Eukaryota; Fungi; Ascomycota; Eurotiomycetes; Onygenales; Onygenaceae
Gene: SEC65
Product: signal recognition particle subunit
Exons: 2
Coding region: 1-726 (241 amino acids)
Biological process (GO): SRP-dependent cotranslational protein targeting to membrane, signal sequence recognition; SRP-dependent cotranslational protein targeting to membrane
Cellular component (GO): signal recognition particle, endoplasmic reticulum targeting
Molecular function (GO): 7S RNA binding
Source: RefSeq, a predicted model, not a curated record